AUGGGAGAGAAUCAGAAGAAGAAAAUCUCAAUAAAUCUGAAAUAAGUCAGGUGUUUGAGAUUGCACUUAAACGGAACUUGCCUGUGAAUUUUGAGUCUUUCCCUCUGAAACAGGUGGCCCGGGAAAGUGGCCCACCCCACAUGAAGAACUUUGUGACCAAGGUUUCAGUUGGGGACUUUGUGGGGGAAGGUGAAGGGAAGAGCAAGAAGAUUUCAAAGAAGAAUGCUGCUAUAGCUGUUCUUGAGGAGCUGAAGAAGUUACCACCCCUGCCUACAGUUGAGCGAGUGAAGCCCAAAAUCAAAANUUCUACAUUAUUUCUUCUUCAGCUGCAGACAAGCACAGAGUAUAGCCAGGGCAUGAAUCCGAUUAGCAGACUGGCCCAGAUCCAGCAAGCAAAGAAGGACAAGGAGCCGGAGUACGUGCUCCUCACAGAGCGGGGCCUUCCGCGCCGCAGGGAGUUUGUGAUGCAGGUGAAGGUUGGAAACCAUACUGCAGAAGGAGCAGGCACCAAUAAGAAGGUGGCCAAACGCAAUGCCGCUGAGAACAUGCUAGAGAUCCUUGGUUUCAAAGUCCCGCAGGCUCAGCCCACCAAGCCAGCACUCAAGUCAGAGGAGAAGACACCAAUAAAGAAACCAGGGGAUGGAAGAAAAGUAACUUUUUUUGAACCUGGCUCUGGGGAUGAAAAUGGGACUAGUAAUAAAGAGGAUGAGUUUAGGAUGCCUUACCUUAGUCAUCAGCAGCUGCCUGCUGGAAUUCUUCCCAUGGUGCCCGAGGUCGCCCAGGCUGUAGGAGUCAGUCAAGGACAUCACGCCAAAGAUUUCACUAGGGCAGCUCCAAAUCCUGCCAAGGCCACGGUAACUGCCAUGAUAGCCCGCGAAUUGUUGUAUGGGGGCACCUCGCCCACAGCUGAGACCAUUUUAAAGAAUAACAUCUCUUCAGGCCACGUACCCCAUGGACCUCUCACAAGACCCUCUGAGCAACUGGACUAUCUUUCCAGAGUCCAGGGAUUCCAGGUUGAAUACAAAGACUUCCCCAAAAACAACAAGAACGAAUUUGUAUCUCUUAUCAAUUGCUCCUCUCAGCCGCCUCUGAUCAGCCAUGGUAUUGGCAAGGAUGUGGAGUCCUGCCAUGAUAUGGCUGCACUGAACAUUUUAAAGUUGCUGUCUGAGUUGGACCAACAAAGUACAGAGAUGCCAAGAACAGGAAACGGACCAAUGUCUAUGUGCGGGAGGUGCUGAACCUUUUCUGGCCACAAACCAUUAUAAAAUCCCAACAUAUAUACUGAAAAUACUGAAACUGCUUUGAAAAUUUGGAAUUUCUGAUACCUCCAGUGGGCCGAGAAACAUGGUGGGUAAAGAACGUGGCAGCAGUGGUGAAGACAGCAGAGACCUGAGGCAGCCAUGGCCAGGCUGGACCGUGCUGGGGUUCGUUGUGACCUGUGGUCCCCACACAGAAGCAGCUGCCUAUGGGGAAGGAGGGGCCUGCCCAACAGCCUGGCUCCACUGGGACACCAGCAGGUCCAUGUCCCCGGGCAACUCAGGGCUUGGUUUUUUUUU
Molecule: messenger RNA, 1556 nt
Organism: Galeopterus variegatus (Sunda flying lemur)
Lineage: Eukaryota; Metazoa; Chordata; Mammalia; Dermoptera; Cynocephalidae
Gene: STAU1
Product: staufen double-stranded RNA binding protein 1
Exons: 9
Coding region: 141-1238 (365 amino acids)
Source: RefSeq, a predicted model, not a curated record